Octopus sinensis (East Asian common octopus) is the source of this 603-nucleotide messenger RNA. RefSeq lists its product as uncharacterized. The record is from RefSeq and is a predicted model, not a curated record. The coding region runs from base 1 to 603 and encodes 200 amino acids. The transcript has a single exon. Gene Ontology annotation, biological process: DNA integration. Lineage: Eukaryota; Metazoa; Mollusca; Cephalopoda; Octopoda; Octopodidae. Gene Ontology annotation, molecular function: nucleic acid binding.
AUGUACAAAGACAUUGAAAAGAUAGUUUCUACAAGCCACAUUUGUCAAAAGUACAGAAACUCACAACAAAAGGAGGAAAUGAUACCCAGUGACAUCCUAAGAAGGCCAUGGCAAGCUAUUGGAGUAGAUCUGUUCUCAGAGAGCCAAGAAUGGUAUUUGAUUAUGAUCUGCUACUACUCCAAAUUUCCAUUUGUGAGAAAAGUGAAAGACCUGAGAGCCAAAACAAUCACUACAGUGGCUCGAGGACUUCUAGCAGAGCAAGCAAUACCAGAGCAGAUCAUAUGUGACAAUAGAACCCAGUUCACAUCGCAAGAAUUCAAAAAGCUAGCCGAUGAGUAUGGGUUCAAUAUCACAACCUCAUCUCCACGCUACCCCAAAGGUCAUGGGUUUAUAGAAAGACAGGUGCAGACAGUGAAGAGAACACUAGUCAAAUGCCAAGAGACUAAGGAAGACCCACACCUGGCACUUCUGUCCCUACGAGUGACACCACUGAGAGCUGACAUGAAAUCCCCAGCAGAAUUGCUGAAUGGCAGGAAGUACAAAACCACCCUGCUAACUAAGAUCCAACUCCUAUUGACCAGGAAGAGACAAGGGCAAAGCUAG